GUAAUUUGUUGGCCAGGAGCGACCUCCGCCUUCUAGGUUAAAAUAUAUGGGCAAUAAUGACGGCAUUUUUUCUUACAGUGCCACCGGACAUUUUGGACUACCCGACCAGCGCGGACAUGGUGGUUGACGAGGGGUCCAACGUGAGUCUCAAGUGCAUCGCUAAGGGAUCCCCAGAGCCGUCUAUAAUUUGGAAAAGGGAAGACGGAGAGCUCAUACGCUUUUCUAACGGAACAGAAGGUGGGUAUGGUAGCAUUUCGAGAGAUUCAGAAGUGGAAGCCAAAGUUCCAACCACUUUCCAAAACGUUUGAGGUUUUUUUGAAGUACAGUGCCAUGUGCAAACGUGGACAAAUUGAAGAAAGUUACAUGGGCAGGUAGCUGGUAUAUAAAAGAAGUAGUGCUGGUCCUAACACA
Acanthoscelides obtectus is the source of this 411-nucleotide messenger RNA. The record is from the annotation of a GenBank genome assembly. Lineage: Eukaryota; Metazoa; Arthropoda; Insecta; Coleoptera; Chrysomelidae.